GGAUCCACGACAAUUUUGCUGUAUUUUAUUCUGUGCUUAAUUGUUACAUUUAGCGUUGAUGUGUGUGUGACAAAGAUGAGUAUUGGACAAAUCGCGGGAUGCAACAUUUAACUGCCAAAUGAAGGACGAUUCCAUAUUUUACGGGACGGGUGGCAACCCUACUGUCGGGUGCAGAUGUGCAUGUCUACAGACGGAACCAAAUUUAGGCCCACUUCCUCUGUCGGAACCUCUCACUGUGACACCAGGAGGACGUAAACAACAAAUAGCUAGCCGCUUCGCUCCUGUGAGUGAGCAGGAAGUGGGUUGUGUUGCGGUGUGUGAGCGGAAUCUCUGAGCUGUUGGAGUAACAAUGCCUUCAGUUCAGUAUCUGAGAGAGUUUAUCAACGAGCGACUAACUGCUGCUGCUGAAGAAAUAUUCACAGAGUUUGAAAAAACGAUCGUCCAGUACGAGGAAGAGAUCGACCGUCAGCGCAGACUGCUGGAUAUCACCUGGAAACCCGAAAUAAAGCUGCGCAGGACAGACCUCCCACAGCAGCGUGAUGUUAAGGAGGAGGCUCUUCCUGAGAAGCAGCUCUUUAACUUGGAGAGGAGCUCCAGUGUGGCCCAGGAAGAACCAGAACCUCCACAGAUUAAAGAAGAAGAGGAGCAGCUUUUACUGAUGGAGACCGACGCUGUCACGGUGACUUCUGUUUACUGGGAAAGUGACCACGUUGAACCAGAAGCAGACAGCGGGCAGCUCCUCUCCCACAGCUCUGCUGUAGCUGGGAAACGAGAUCAGGAAGGAUGGAGACAUGUAGACUCAGGAUGUGUGGAGAGCUCUCCAAUGUUGGAGACUUGCUACCUCCCACACCAACACAUUUAUAAGGAGGAGGAGGUUCUCACUGAGCAGCUCUGUAACCAGGUGAGGAGCUCCAGUGUGGCCCAGGAGGAACCAGAAUCUCCACAGAUUAAAGAGGAAGAGGAAGAGCUCUGCAGCAGUCAGGGGGGAGAGCAGCUUGUAGUGGGGCAGGAGAGCCAUCCCUUCAUGGUGACUGCUACUUAUGAAGAGCACAUAAACAGUGUGAACAGCUCUCACAGGUUAGAGAGCCGCUGUGUUACUGACACGGGUAAGAAGUGUGUGAAAUGUGAUGUUUGUGGAAAAGCCUUUCAGCACAGGUCCCGGAUGAUAAAACAUCGGAGGAUCCACACGGGUGUGAAGCCGUACGCCUGCGGGACCUGCGGCCGGCGGUUCUAUGAGAUUUAUUUCUUGAAAUAUCACGAAAGAAUCCACACGGGCGAGAAACCAUAUUCCUGCGAAACCUGCGGAAAAGGUUUUGUCAGGAGUGAUAAGUUGGUGCUCCACAUGAGGACCCACACAGGCGAGAAGCCGUAUUCUUGUGAAAUGUGCAGCAGAAGUUUCAUUCAGAGUCGGGACUUAACGGUCCACAUGAGGACGCACACGGGGGAAAAGCCGUAUUCCUGUGAAACCUGCAGCAAACGUUUUGGCCGGCGUGGCCAUCUGCUGAAUCACAUGAGAAUUCACACAGGCGAGAAACCAUACGCCUGUAAUGCCUGCGGAAAACGAUUUAAUCAGUCGUCCACGCUGAAAAACCACAUAAGGACGCACACGGGGGAGAAGCCGUACACCUGUGGCACCUGUGGGGAAAGAUUUAUUCAGUCGGCAAUGUUAAAAACUCACAUGAGGACUCACACAGGUGAGACGCUGGACUGUAAAAUGUGCAGGAAAAGCUUCAGUCAGAACAGCCACUUGUUGCGCCACAUGAAGAUUCACACGUGAGACGUUGCCAGCCUGAAACACCCAAGGGGGGAAAAGGUGUGAAAGAAUUCAGAAGGUUAAAGUCAGAUAAUUUCAAGUGUAUUAAUGUGAUUUCUCAAAUCUGAGUGUUGAAAAGCACUUUAUUCUUCUUAAUAUUGUUAAUAAAUUAAAGCUCUUCAGUCACAGUAGCCUCUGCUCAGAGAGGACGGCGCUGAGGCGUCCUCCUGUGGUCUCAGUGCUGAUGGGGAACCUGAACCUUUCAGCUUUGCUCCUUUGCACACAAAAUGUAUGUAGAGAUGUUUUUUAUGUAUUUGUAGCUGUAUGUUUAAUGAAAUGAUUUUUAGGAUGUGAGUUUUAAUUCCGUUUCAUUCAUAUAGCACCAAAUCACAACAACUGUCACCUCAAGGCUCUUUAUUUUGUUGGGUAAAGACCCUGCAAUACUACAUGUGGUAGGGUGUACUCCACCUCUUGUUUGAAGUGGCAGUAGAUGACCUUUUAACCCGGCUGUGUUUUUACUUAAUCAGUAAAAAUUAAGGAAGAUAAACAUCGUUUUAAAACCUGUUGUGAAUGCAGUUUUUAUCUCUGAAUUUCCACGGUCACUCCACAAAGCGACCGAGGUAAACAAACUUGUUCUGCUUUGCGUUGUUGUGCGAUCAACUAUUCAUUUUCCUGGAAAAUAUCCCUCUUAGAACCAGACAUUGGAGCAUGUGGAUCCUGACUCAUAAAGUUUGCUCGGGUGUCUGUGACGGUGGGCCGAUCACUUAAGUUCAGUGUGGGUUCAGCAGGUCUCAGCUGUUUUGGAUGUGCUGUGCAGACUGCAGCUGCAACUACAUGGGCCAAAACUGACGGAGAAGCUGAACUGUUAGCUGGACCAUUCACAGAUGAGGAAAGAGUCGGUUUUGGCCCCCAGGCUGUGAGGUUAAAACCACUCUGUGGAAAUGAAUCCCCAAACUGAAUGAAAAAAGCGGCAUCUGUUCCUGCAAGUUGGUGUCAUUUACAUUUACUUUAUCAUUACAGGUUUGAGCAAACUAAUAAAGAAAAAAUGUUUAUUGCCACUUUGAUAAUGAGACCAGCUGCCUUACAACAUCAUCUGCGGCCAUUUUCCUGUCAUUACACUUUGGAGUUGAAUGUAAAAACUUUAUGUGUAUGUGUAA
This is a messenger RNA of Archocentrus centrarchus (flier cichlid), 2910 nucleotides long. RefSeq names its product zinc finger protein 501-like. The record is from RefSeq and is a predicted model, not a curated record. The transcript is spliced from 3 exons. Lineage: Eukaryota; Metazoa; Chordata; Actinopteri; Cichliformes; Cichlidae. Gene Ontology annotation, molecular function: DNA-binding transcription factor activity, RNA polymerase II-specific. Gene Ontology annotation, biological process: regulation of transcription by RNA polymerase II. Bases 350 to 1777 code for a protein of 475 amino acids. Gene Ontology annotation, cellular component: nucleus.